AUGUUAAUUAAUAUAACAGCGAAAGAAAACAACCGAAAACCGUCGACUGAUCGCAAUGAUGCCCACGAUUUGUUACAGUUUGGUUCGCAUCCCGGAGCCGGCGGUGUGGGCCCCGGUGCCGGCCAGCAGUCAAUGGCCGGCGUAUCCAUCAGUCAAUUGUUGAGUCACUCGACGCCACACUCGCAGUCAAAUCCAAGCCAAACGCCACCACAACUACAACAACAACAGAGUUUAGUCAAACAGUUGGUCCCGACCCCCAACUCCCUGCCCAGAGCUAAGGCUCUGUACAAUUACGAUGGAAAGGAACUGGAAGGUGAUCUAUCGUUCAAAAAGGGAGAUAUUAUAAUAUUACGUAAACGUAUUGAUCAAAAUUGGUUUCACGGAGAGCUGAACAACAAGUCUGGUUUUCUGCCGGCUAGCUAUGUCCAGGUGCUCGUCCCGCCGCCCUCUCCCGUUCCUCCGCAAUGCAAGGCAGCUCACCUGCUCUUAACCCGGCUAGGCAAGCUCAUGGACCGCAUCGGCAUCUUUCCCAUCAGUUUCGUCGAGAUGAAUGUGUCGGCCCGAGCGCUCAUGAAGUUGGCCUCAAUCAACACGAACACGCCCUCUCGGUGCGCACCGCCCGCCCCCAUCACGACCGCCAUAUCGCCAGAGCCCACCACUUCGGGGGCCGUAGUCUUGUUGCAGAGUAUGAGUAAUACGACCGACGCCUUCGCCAGUCAGUCAUCACACAGUCAUACGACGACAGCUAGUAGUCCGCAGCCCUCGUCAGCAGCUAUCAUGACAUCCCUUUCCAACGCCAAUCCCUCAUCCAAAGUGACAACCAGUGCUCCAAUAGUUGCAGUAAUGCCGGUCACCGUUUCUGGUCCAGUCAUACAGUCAUCAGCAUUAAUAUUGACGACGAGUACAGCGCCUGGCGUUCUGUUGGCAACGCAAUCACCGGACACUACAUCGGCGACUGUAUCGCAAAGAAGUGCUGAUCACAGCGCCAACAAUGGCAUCAAUCAAAAGCGACACUCCCUGUGCUCGGCCUCACCGCCAGCGCCGGCACCCGUGUAUCAAAGAUCUCAGUCGCNUCACGCCAAACCAUCGAUAGCUCCAUCGGCGUCGACAACCACUGCGGCGGUCAAUGAGGUGAUCGCUCAGCCGACGAGCUCACAGCCCAACACCGCCAGCACUGCCACCGAUAAUGCAAUAGUCUAUGCAAGACCGCGACCCACCGGUCAACCCAUUUACGACGCGUCGAGAAAUUUGUCGGCUUUAGUGCCACCGCCGCCGCCCACUCAACGGCCCGGUCGACCACUCAGUAGUAUUUUAGUGCCUAAUACUAAGCCGUCGGACGAACGCAAUUCACCGCAGAGUCAAUUGGCUCAAGCGCUCAACCAGUCGCUACUCGUCUCCAAACCCCAGUCCGCCUCCCAGUCCUCACUCAAUCAAAGUACUCAAUGGCAUCAGCCGAAAGUGGCGGCCACGAGGAACACGAUAUCAAUGGCCACCAACACGUCGGCCGCAGCCAUAACUCCGCCGCCAAACGUGUCGGUGAUGUCGUCGGGCGGCGGGGCGUCGAUGACACCGACCAGUCAUAGGCCGCCCACCGAUCGAAAGGAAUCAAAAACGAAAGAGAAAUCAAAUUUCAUAAAACGCUUGACGUCUUCAAAGCCUAAACGCAAACAUCAGAUGAAUAAUAAUAAUAAUAACUGUAAUAAUAGUAAUAAUAACCACAACAAUAGCUUUUCGUGUGAUAAUCCGUCGUUUGUGGACACAUCGCCCAACAGUGUGGCGCCCCUUCACAUCAGGUCCGGCUCCUGUCCUAACGAGUCGUUACCGGAAUUACAGUCACAUAAGAAACAGUCCUCUUUUGACGACACAAAUACCGUGAUUAAGAAUCGGCUGACGAAGAGUGCGGUAAAGGAGUCGCCACAAGUGCCGCAACCCAUUGCGCCGCCACUCGUGAGGGAGAGGUUCCGAUGUGUAGUGCCUUAUCCG
Oppiella nova is the source of this 1983-nucleotide messenger RNA. The record is from the annotation of a GenBank genome assembly. NCBI's taxonomy places the organism in Eukaryota, Metazoa, Arthropoda, Arachnida, Sarcoptiformes, Oppiidae.